AUGUGGGGUUAUUUCUUUGGAGGAAAUUCACAACAAAAGAAAGAUUUGCCUAAGAAGGCAAUCGUUGAAUUACGUGAACAUAUAUCGACAUUAAAUAAAAAGAAAAAUCAUUUACAACAACAAAUGGAUGAUCAAGAACAAAUAGCAAGAAAAUAUGUAGCAUCAAAACAAACAAAUUUAGCUAAAAAUGCUUUAAAACGUAAAAAAGGUUAUGAAACAAAUUUAAUAAAAGUUGAAAAUCAAAUAGAAACUUUAGAAACUCAAUUAGUUUCAAUUGAAGGUGCUAAUUUGAAUUUAGAAACAAUGAAAGCUAUGAAACAAGGUGCUAAAGCAAUGAAACAAAUUCAUGGAGAAUAUGAUGUUGAUAAAGUUGAAGAUACAAUGGAUGAAAUUAGAGAACAAGUUGAAUUAGCUGAUGAAAUUUCAGAAGCUAUAUCAAGACCAGUUGGUAAUGAAUUUGUUGAUGAAGAUGAACUAGAUCAAGAAUUAGCGGAAUUAGAAAAUGAAAAUAAAGAACAACAACAACAACAACAAAUACAACAACCACAAAGACAAUCAAAUUAUAAAGAACCAGAAAAAGAAUUACCUUCUUUCCCAAGUGUAAAUAAAAAUCAACCAAUAUCUCAAGAUGAUGAAGAUGAAGAAGCUUUAAAAGCAUUACAAGCAGAAAUGGGAUUAUGA
Messenger RNA from Lodderomyces jiufengensis, 681 nucleotides. It is a transcript of the gene SNF7, whose product is annotated as ESCRT-III subunit protein. The record is from RefSeq and is a predicted model, not a curated record. The coding region runs from base 1 to 681 and encodes 226 amino acids. Lineage: Eukaryota; Fungi; Ascomycota; Pichiomycetes; Serinales; Debaryomycetaceae. Gene Ontology annotation, cellular component: ESCRT III complex; cytoplasmic side of plasma membrane; multivesicular body. The transcript has a single exon. Gene Ontology annotation, biological process: late endosome to vacuole transport via multivesicular body sorting pathway; vesicle budding from membrane.